UUUGUUUUGAUGCCGGAAGUCUUUGUGCGGAACAGGUGAACAGUGGAGGAGCCGCUCGUUCUUGGGUAGAGUUCGUGCUUCUCCGUGGAUUUAAACGUCCCCCCGAGCUGCUCGUGUUUCUCCGGAGCUUGAUGACAGAUUAAUUAUUUAUUUAUUUACUUGUUGUUGAGAGGAAAGUGUUGACAUGUGCUCGCAGACCAGGGCCGCGGCUCUGAUGGCGAACAUCCCGCGGGCGGACAUCGACCCGUCCGGCGUUUUCAAGUACGUCCUCAUCAGGGUCCACAGCCGAGAGGAGGGGGACGACUCCGAGGUGGACAUCGUACGAGGAUACGCAUGGGCCGAGUACCACGCUGAUAUCUACGACAAAGUUUCGGAGGAGCUGGAAAAGGACGGACACCUGGACUGUGAGUGUAUCGGAGGAGGGAGGAUCAAACAUGAUCCCCAGGAGAAGAAGAUCCACGUGUACGGAUACUCCAUGGGAUUUGGACGAGCAAACCACGCAGUAUCCACGGAGAAACUAGAGGCUCAGUAUCCAGGCUAUGAGGUGACCUGGAGCAAUGAAGGAUACUGAAGUGAGAGCAGCCUCUGGUGGACGCUCUCUCUCCUGGACUGACAGAGUACUUAACUGACAUAGCACUUAGCUCUGACCCCUCGUGAGAAGGAGGAACAGCUCAUUAAAAGAACAUGUAGUGUUUCAUAAGAAGCUUUUUGAAAUUAAUCAUUGAGGAUUUAGUCUGGAUUCCAACGCAGCAACAAGAAGACCCUGGAGAGGAGGGGAUUCGUUCUCGUCUAAAACAAACUCUGAAGUGGUUUCUUUGUAACAGCAACAUGAACCGACCGCCAUCAAACCCAGAGCCCGGGUCAGCAUGCCCCAGAAAGUUGUCAUUAUUAUCCCCCUUGUUCCCCUCAGUUGACUAAAGGCUGCACGUCUUCAAAGACAGUGGAGUAUUUUUCAUAUUACCAGGAUUGUUGUGAUAAAUAUUUGCCAACUCUGCUUAUUCUCUAUGGUUCAUUGCACUGAAAUCAUACGGAUCCAAAUCAAAGGAAUUUCUUCCUGUGUUUACUUUCUUUCUCCCGUCCCAGACCAAUAAAGACAGAAUCACACGUUUCAUUUACUGAUGCACAUUCUAGUUCGUACCCAGGCUCUUGCUGGGAGGUGCUAACCACUAGACCAGCGUGCCGCCCUUGUUCUGAUUAUUCUCUGUGUGAAAAGAUACAAAACCAAGGGGGAAACACGAUGAGUUUACAAAUUCAUCAACUGAUUUGGACCAGAGCAAACUAACUACAGGUUUUGAAAUGCUUUGUUAUAUGUUUGAUAAAUGUUCCCUGGAAUCUA
Molecule: messenger RNA, 1336 nt
Organism: Platichthys flesus (European flounder)
Lineage: Eukaryota; Metazoa; Chordata; Actinopteri; Pleuronectiformes; Pleuronectidae
Gene: phpt1
Product: phosphohistidine phosphatase 1
Exons: 3
Coding region: 185-571 (128 amino acids)
Biological process (GO): peptidyl-histidine dephosphorylation
Cellular component (GO): cytosol
Molecular function (GO): protein histidine phosphatase activity
Source: RefSeq, a predicted model, not a curated record